CUCAUAAACCACGCUUUGUAACGAAAUUAGGUUAAUAGGGAUUUUAAAAGUCUUUUCAGUUUGAUUGGUUAUUAAGAUUUCAGUAACGUACACUGAAAAAUCGUUGUGUAUAAAUGGCAAAACGAUCAGCAUGUUUGUUCACCAUCCUUAGACGUCACAAGAAUCCCAACAGAUCAAAGAAACGUGAAGAAGUAAUGGAGAACCCAUCACUGAUCAAUGGAAGCGAUUAUUUUCACUUUCUGAAACUGAAAGAAGAUACGCAGAAGCCAUCAAUGGAGGUCCCAACCCCACCAAUGAUCCAUGGCAUCGACGGUUUUCAGUCUCAGAAACCAAAUGACUUGAGUCGUGAAAAGAGUAACAUCAUAGAAAACCAUAAUUUCUCAAACGGUUUGGACUCGUGGCAUGCAAACUGCUGUGAUGCCUUUUUAUCGGUCCAAGAAACAAGACCAAAAUCAUGCAAGCAUCAUGCUGUUGUUACAAACAGAAGCCAAAACUGGCAAGGCUUAGAACAAGACAUCACUCACAAGAUUUCCUCUGGUUCUACUUACACGGUUUGUGCUCGUGUUGGAGUUUCCGGGACCAAACUUCAAGGCAACGCUGAAGUCAUUGCGACCCUCAAACGCGAAUACCAACACUCGGGCACCAAAUAUUAUAACAUCGCAAGGACCACUGUUUCCAAGGGAAAAUGGGAGAACUUAGAAGGUACAUUCGUGUUGAGGGAUAAGCCUGAUCGUGUGGUGAUUUACUUGGAAGGGCCAAAUCCUGGAGUUAACAUUCUCAUCGAAUCGGUUUUAGUCUUCACUCAUUUACAGGAUAAAAUCUUACCAUGUGUAUAUACUGCUGACGACAACAUCAUACUGAACCCUGAUUUUGAGGAUGGAGUUAACAACUGGUCCGGACGAGGGUGCAAGAUUGCUGUACAUGCCUCCAUGGGAGAUGGCAAAAUCAUUCCUAAAUCCGGGAAGUUCUUCGCAUCGACAUCAGAACGUACCCAAAGUUGGAACGGGAUUCAACAAGAUAUUAGCGGAAAACUUCAACGAAAACUUGUGUAUGAAGUCACCGCAUUCGUUAGAAUCUUUGGCAACAAUGUUACUAGCUCGACUGUUAGAGCCACAUUGUGGGUUCAGACCCCUGAUUCCCGUGAACAUUACAUCGGCAUUGCUAACACGCAAGCAACGGAUUCCGAUUGGGUACAAUUGCAAGGAAAGUUUCUUUUAAACGGGUUGCAGUCGAAGGUGGUGGUAUAUCUCGAAGGCCCGUCUCCAGGCACUGAUAUUCUUGUUGAUGGCUUCAUCGUUAAGCAUGCCGAGAAAACACCUCCGUCACCACCUCCCGUCAUUGAGAAUCCGGAUUAUGGAGUUAACAUCAUCACGAAUAGUAAUCUUAGCGAUGGAACAAACGGGUGGUUCCCACUCGGUAACUGUUCAUUAAAUGUGGUGACUGGUUCGCCUCAUAUACUCCCACCGGCUGCACGAGACACCCUGGGGCCACACGAGCCGUUAAGCGGUCGUUGUAUACACACGACCAACCGGACCCAGACCUGGAUGGGUCCGGCGCAGAUGAUCACGGACAAAGUGAAGCUAUUUGUAACCUACCAAAUAUCAGCAUGGGUUCGGCUUGGUCCUGGAGCCAGUGGUCCACAGAACAUAAAUGUGGCUCUUGGGGUUGACAGCCAGUGGGUGAAUGGUGGUCAAGUGGAGAUCAGUGAUUCUAACCAGUGGCAUGAAAUUUGUGGGUCAUUUAGAAUUGAAAAGCAACCGGCGAAAGUGAUGGUUUAUAUUCAAGGACCAGCGCCUGGAGUCAGUUUCAAGCUGGCUGGACUUCAGAUCUUUGCUGUGGAUCGUCAGGCCAGAUUUAGGCACUUACGGCGACAAACCGAUAAGAUUCGUAAACAAGAUGUAACCCUGAAAUUUCCGACCCCGGACUCAAGCAGUAUGUACCCAACGAUGGUAAUAGUGAAACAAAUUCAAAACAGUUUCCCGAUCGGAACAUGCAUAAGCCGAACAAACAUUGAUAACGAAGACUUCGUCGCUUUUUUCGUUAAAAAUUUCAACUGGGCCGUGUUUGGAAACGAGCUCAAAUGGUACUGGACCGAGUCGCAAAAAGGGAACUUGAACUACCAAGACGCCGAUGAUCUUUUAAAACUAUGUGACGAUAACAACAUCUCGGCUCGAGGGCAUUGUAUCUUUUGGGAUGUUGAUAACACGGUUCAAGAUUGGGUCAAGAACCUUAACAAAACCGACCUAGGCGCAGCCGUCCAGAACCGGUUGACUAGCUUACUUAACCGAUACAAAGGUAAGUUCAAGCAUUAUGACGUGAACAAUGAAAUGCUUCACGGCUCCUUCUACCCAAGCCGGUUGGGCCAAGAUAUACGAGCCAACAUGUUCAAAACCGCGAACCAGUUGGACCCAUCAGCCACGUUGUUUGUGAAUGAUUACCAUGUUGAAGACGGGUGUGACACGAGAUCCACACCCGAGAAAUACAUAUCACAGAUUCUUGAUUUGCAACAACAAGGUGCACCAGUUGGUGGGAUUGGGAUACAAGGGCAUAUCGAUAGUCCGGUGGGUCCAGUCGUUUGUUCGGCUCUUGACAAACUAGGAUGUCUCGGACUCCCUAUCUGGUUCACCGAGCUUGAUGUGUCAUCUAUAAACGAGUACAUUCGAGCAGAUGAUUUGGAGGUUAUGUUUCGUGAAGCUUUUGCUCAUCCCGCGGUUGAAGGGAUUAUGAUUUGGGGGUUUUGGGAGUUGUUUAUGAGUCGCGAAAACUCACAUUUGGUUGAUGCUGAAAGUGAGAUUAACGUAGCCGGGAAUCGGCUUCUUGAGCUCAAAAAAGAAUGGUUGUCACAUAGUCAUGGACAUGUUGAUGAUAAGGGCGAAUUUUGUUUUCGCGGGUUUCCUGGGACUUACGAGGUUAUUGUCGUUACAGAUGGCAAGAAAACGGUCAAGAAAUUUGUGGUCGAGAAAGGUGAUGUUCCGUUGGUGGUGCCCAUAAAUCCUUAAGCGAUUCCAUUGUUGUUUAAAAGAAGUGUUUUCGUUUUUCAUUGUAUGUGUUUGUGUAAGGUGGUGGCUGAAUAAAGGAAAUGAAUUGGAAUAGUAGUUACAUUUAUGUAACUGUUUGAAACAAAUAUUUUAA
Helianthus annuus (common sunflower) is the source of this 3132-nucleotide messenger RNA. Its product is annotated as endo-1,4-beta-xylanase 3. The record is from RefSeq and is a predicted model, not a curated record. The coding region runs from base 114 to 2999 and encodes 961 amino acids. The transcript is spliced from 9 exons. Gene Ontology annotation, biological process: carbohydrate metabolic process. Gene Ontology annotation, molecular function: hydrolase activity, hydrolyzing O-glycosyl compounds. Lineage: Eukaryota; Viridiplantae; Streptophyta; Magnoliopsida; Asterales; Asteraceae.